Oryza brachyantha (malo sina) is the source of this 2133-nucleotide messenger RNA. RefSeq names its product zinc finger protein CONSTANS-LIKE 14-like. NCBI's taxonomy places the organism in Eukaryota, Viridiplantae, Streptophyta, Magnoliopsida, Poales, Poaceae. Bases 193 to 1674 code for a protein of 493 amino acids. Gene Ontology annotation, molecular function: protein binding; zinc ion binding. The transcript has 4 exons. The record is from RefSeq and is a predicted model, not a curated record.
CGCUUCCUUCCCAUUGCCGCGCUGCGUUGCGCUUGCGCAUUCCGAGCUCAAAAGUCGCCGUAGACCCACCACCUCCUCUCGCUCUCCAUCCGAUUUGGUCUGGUUUGGUUUGGUUUCAGCUUUUGGUCUCUCCAUCUCCAUCUUGUGUGUGUUGGUGGUGGGUGAUUUGUGGCGGCGACGGCGGCGGCGGAGAUGAAGGAUGGUGGGGGCGGGGGUGGGGGCAGGGGCCAGCAGUGGCCGUGCGACUACUGCGGGGAGGCGGCGGCGGCGCUGCACUGCAGGGCGGACGCGGCGAGGCUGUGCGUGGCGUGCGACCGCCACGUGCACGCCGCCAACGCGCUGUCGCGGAAGCACGUGCGGGCGCCGCUCUGCGCCGGCUGCGCCGCGAGGCCCGCGGCGGCGCGCGUCGCCUCGGGGAGGAGAGGGGGCGGGGAGCCGGCGUUCCUGUGCGCGGACUGCGACGACGAUGACGACGGCGGCGGCGUGGCGCGGGUGCCCGUCGAGGGGUUCUCCGGGUGCCCCGCGGCGGCCGAGCUUGCGGCGUCGUGGGGGCUCGACCUCCCCGGCGAUGCCAACGACGACGAGGACGCGUUCUUCUCCGCGCUCGACUACUCCAUGCUGGCCGUCGACCCCGUCCUGCGCGACCUCUACGUGCCGUGCGACCCGCCCGAGGUGGCCGCCGGCGGCCGGCGCCUCAAGGGGGAGGCGCUGAGCCACCAGCUCGCCGAGAUGGCCAAGCGGGAGGCGGAGACGGCACACCCGCAGCAGCACCAGCAGCACUCGGAUCUGAGCCCCCGCACGCCCCGCCGGACCUCCGCCGCCGCGAGCGGCCGGUUGCAGGAAAAGCAAGCUCCCCCGCCGUUGCCUCAUGCGACAGCGGCGGCGGUGGCUCCGGCGGAGGCGCCGCUGCCGUACACUUCACUGCUCAUGAUGGCGCCGGCCAACUGCACCGAGCUGAUGGACAACGACCGUAUUGGCGACGACGAUGAAAACGUUCUCUGGGAGAGCACUGCGCCCUCAGUUCCACCAACCCAGAUAUGGGAUUUUAAUUUAGGAAAAUCGAGGGAUCACAAUGAGAACUCUGCACUUGAAGUUGGAUUUGGCUCAAAUAAUGGAGGCUUUAUGAUCCAGAGUUACAAUGACAUGCUCAAGGAGAUUUCUUCUGGGACAACGAAGGAUCUGGAAGAUAUUUAUGACUCAAGAUACUGUGCAGCUGCCGAAGAUAUCAUGUCGACUAAUGUCUGUCAGCUGUCAUCGAAAAAUCCAAGCGCUGGGAGCCACAAACGGAAGGCGGCUAGCUCAUGCGCCUCGACGAUGGACGGACCGACAACUUCCACAAGCCAUGUACCCGCUGCUGCUGCUGCUUCAGGACCCUUGGGGGGUUCUUCCCACGACAGAGGAUCAGGUCUCACCAAGGAGAUCUCCUUCUGCGAUCAGACCGUCGUCCCUACCGGAGCCGACAGGCCAUCCUCCUCCAUCAGGAUCGACAGCGAGACGCUCGCGCAGAACAGGGACAGCGCGAUGCAGCGGUACAGGGAGAAGAAGAAGAACCGCAGGUAUGAGAAGCACAUCCGGUACGAGUCGAGGAAGCUGAGGGCUGACACGAGGAAGCGGGUGAAAGGUCGCUUUGUGAAGUCGAACGGAGCACCGGAUGACGACGGCAAUGGCGGGUGAUCUGAUCAUCGAUCCCUACAAGCCCUGAUAGCUAGCUAGCUGCAAUGGUACGUAGCGUUGGUUUUUUUUUUCCCUGACGUUGCAGAAAUCGAUGUGGCCACAUAUAUAUGCGACGAGCUAAGUCUGAAUAUUCUGCUGCAUGGCUUCGCAAUACUGAACCGCUCUGCUCUGCACUCUGCUGCAUGUAUUGUUCAGCUAAAUUUUUGCAUGGAAGAGUCGAUCUUGAUAAGAACCUUACUCCCUACAGAAAUACACUGCAUAUAUGUAAUACUGUAAUAGAACUUAGCUUUUCACUUUCAUCUUGACUUGUCAGAUUUACCUACCUUAUAUAUAGUACGUAAUGCCAUUGGUGAUUCAUGCACGAGCUCAUACGGGAACAGAUAUAGUUUGGUUAUAAUUUUCGUCAUAUCUCCCCCCGUUUCAUAUUACAAGAAUUUUUAGCCCUACUCAGAUUGACAU